AUGGCGCUCCCACCAAUAAAGAGGAAGCUGUCUGCCAAGUUAACCAAGAUAGCCUCUGGUUCAGGCAGCCACCCAGUGGAAGAGAGUUGUGACGUCCUGGAUGAGUACCGGACUGACAGCUCUGGUGCCACAUCCCCCACUGCUGUUUUUUUUUUUCAGCGGCCAUUACGACUAG
Messenger RNA from Pelobates cultripes (western spadefoot toad), 175 nucleotides. Lineage: Eukaryota; Metazoa; Chordata; Amphibia; Anura; Pelobatidae. The record is from the annotation of a GenBank genome assembly.